AUGGUUUACUGUAAUUCCUUCAGCCAUCUGGAAGGAAACCCGCUGGUGGUCAUUCCCGCGACGACGCUACAGCUCUUACCAAACCUCGCUUCCCUAUACAUGAGGAACAUCGAGCUCAAUAUGGACCUUCUGGUAAACAUCUCCCAGGACCUCACCUACGGCACCUACACGCCCAAUAUCUCCCACGUGUACUUCGAACGGUUUCGAUACUGCAGUUAUCUUCCGCAUGUUCCAGACUGCAGGCCUAAGACAGACGGAGUCUCCUCGUUCGAACACCUCCUGGUCCGCGUUGAGCUGCGCGUGGCGGUAUGGCUGGUGGCGCUAAUGACGCUGGUGGGCAACAUGACGGUUCUCGGCGGCAGAGCCUUUACCAGGGACGACAACAAGAUCCUCUCCCUCUUCAUACGGAACCUGGCAGUGGCAGAUCUUCUGACGGGCGUGUAUCUCUUCGUCGUGGCGGUGAAAGAUGCCCAGUUUCGAUCCGAAUACCACGAGUACGCCUACUACUGGAUGACGUCAUGGCACUGCACUAUCACCGGGGUUCUUUCUAUGACAUCUUCUGAGGUGUCUGUCCUGAUCCUGACCUUCAUGAGCGUGGAGCGGUGGUUGUGCAUCACGUGGCCACUGGGAGCCCCAAAGCUCUCCCUCGGAACAGCAAAAGUCGUGCUUUUGGCCAUUUGGUCUGUGGGCCUUCUGCUUGCGCUCUUGCCCGUGUUCUGGUACACUAGCAAGCAAGGUUUCUACGGCACGAACGGCCUGUGCUUUCCGCUGCACCUGGACGACCCCUGGGUGCCCGGCUGGGUCUACUCCGCCUUCAUCUUCGUGGGCAUCAACCAGAUUGGGGUGGUGAUGAUUCUCAUGUCAUACACUGGCAUGUUCUACAGCAUUCGCAUCACGCGCGCGAACACGCCGCUGUCGCUCGGGGAUCGCGAGUUCGCGCUCCGCUUCUUCUUCAUCGUGUUCACCGACUGCGUGUGCUGGACGCCGAUCAUCAUCCUGCGCAUCCUGGCGCUGGCGGGCUGCUCCAUCCAGCCGGACCUUUACGCGUACGUGGUGGUGGUGCUUCUGCCAAUCAACUCCGCUCUGAACCCGUUCCUCUACACCUUCACCACCUCCAAGUUCAGGUCGAGGGCGCGCCGGUUCCUCUCGUCCCAGGGAAUCUGCCACUGGCGCCACCGCCGCGACUCAGGUUCAGAGGUGACCCGGACCUCGUUCUUCAGGAGCGCCACCUACAAGUGGACGAAUGGGCGCGACGUCGUGCAGGUUUACAAUGGCACUCACGCCCUUGAGGAAACCACACUCGCCGAUCUCUCCAAGGGCGUCGUGGCGCGGAGUUGUCGCCACCAGUCAGGCUUACAGGUGAGUCUUCCAAAUUCUGAAGACAGAAAUAAAGAGCAGGCUGGUGUUUCUCAGGAAAAUUAA
Messenger RNA from Penaeus monodon (black tiger shrimp), 1422 nucleotides. Its product is annotated as relaxin receptor 1-like. The coding region runs from base 1 to 1422 and encodes 473 amino acids. Gene Ontology annotation, biological process: G protein-coupled receptor signaling pathway. NCBI's taxonomy places the organism in Eukaryota, Metazoa, Arthropoda, Malacostraca, Decapoda, Penaeidae. Gene Ontology annotation, molecular function: G protein-coupled receptor activity. The transcript has 11 exons. The record is from RefSeq and is a predicted model, not a curated record. Gene Ontology annotation, cellular component: membrane.